Messenger RNA from Thrips palmi, 4833 nucleotides. RefSeq lists its product as uncharacterized. Gene Ontology annotation, molecular function: protein binding. The transcript has 13 exons. The record is from RefSeq and is a predicted model, not a curated record. The coding region runs from base 81 to 3698 and encodes 1205 amino acids. Lineage: Eukaryota; Metazoa; Arthropoda; Insecta; Thysanoptera; Thripidae.
GCCGCGCUGCCGACGAGCUCCGACGGCAGGAGGAGGAGGACAAGGAGAUCGCCGCCAUCGCCAGGGAGCUGCUGGAGGACAUGGAGGAGCUCCAGGACGAGCUCCAGGACGACGAGGACGCCAACAACAACACCCUGGUGUGCGAGGACGGCGACUGCAACAACAACAACCAGCAGCAGGAGCUCCAAGGUGGCGCCACCUCUGGCCCGCCCCAGGGCCGCGCGGGCAGCCCGGAUCCCCUGGGGGCCCCGGGUCCCCUGGGCUCGCCCCUGGGCCCCAUGCCCGUCCGCAGCGCCGCCGGGCCCCUCGUGGGGCCUCCGCUGGGGGCGCCACCCCUCUUGGGGCCACCCCGCUUGGGGCGCCCGUCGCCCGCCAGUCGCCAGCCCGCCGACCACCAUGGCAGUGCAGGCGGUGCCCCCGUUCCGCCGAGCGGCUCCCGGCAGCCCCCCGACGGUGACGAGUUCCCGCCCCGCUACCACGACACCCUGCUGCUCGCCACGCACGCCCCGCACCCAGCGCUGGAAGGCAAGGGCGCGCUGUCGUCGGCGCCGCCGCUGCCGCUGACGGGCCCGCCCUUGGGGCCGCCCUUGGGUCCGCAGGGCUGGCGGAAGGACGAGCGGUCCGAGCGCAGCGUCCGGGACAAGAUCGCCAUGUUCACGACGGCGGCCUCGACCGCCACGUCGCCGCCCAUGCCGACCGGGGCCACCAUCACGCGCCGCCUGUCCAACAAGUUCAAGAGCACGGAGGACGUCUUCAACAUCCUCGGCGGCGACGUGGUGGACGGCGCGGUCGACGCCAAGGUCCGCUCGCGGUCCGUCGUGUCCGUGGACCGCGUCGGGAAGGCCUCGGCCGACGCGCCGCUGUCGUCGGCGUCCUCGUCCUCGUCGGCGUACUCGUCGUUCUGCUCGCCGGAGUCGUCGCUGUCGCCGACGCUCAACGCGGCGCCGUUCGAGUCCACGACGCUGCCCAGGAAGGCGACGAGCGCGCUAACGCGCGCCACCAGCUUCAGCGGGCAGCCCCGCGCGGCCCCCGCCCCCGCCGUGGCCACCAACGGCAACACCCCGAACGGCAGCACCACCAACGGCAGCAGCGCCAGCGCGGAGGAGGCCCGAAGGGCGUCGCUGGUGGCGCUGGUGGAGCAGCGACGCCGCAGCAUCUCCAAGCUGCGCGGCCUCGUGAUCCCCGACAAGGUCCCCGAGGCCUCGGCCGCCACGUCCAUCCUCGACCUGCCCGAGAUCCGCAGCAAGGACGCCAUCCUCAUCGCGUCCUCCGCCAGCAUCGAGCCCAGGUUCCACGACACCCGGCAGCAGCACCACCAGCAGCACCACCAGCACUCGAGCACCGCGUCGACGCCCCCCGCCGCCGUGCUGAGCAGCCCGCCCUGGAAGAGCCAGGGGGUGUCCAACCUGCCCAAGUACUCGCCCGCCUUCAAGCGGAAGAGCCUGACGGUGCGGGCCGCCUCGGCGACGGCCUCCUCGGUGCUGCCGUCCAAGCCCAGCCACGACCUGCUGAUCGGCACGGCCAGGCCCGACAGGGACAGGGAGGCGUCCAAGACGUCCUCGGCCUUCCUGUCGGACAGCGGCAGGUCCGCGGAGGAGGAGAGCGACAACGACUCUGCAGUCAGUUCGAGCAGGUCCAGCAUCUGCCACGGCUUCUCGCCGCCAGCCUCCCCGCUCUUGCCCUCCAGUGCGGUGGGCCCGCGGCCGUCCAGCACGGGGCCCUUCUUGAGGAGGACGCUGUCCUCGGACACCACGGUGUCGGCUGCCUCCACCACUCCGUCGCAGGCUAGCAGCAGUAGCAGCAGCAGUAGCAGCAACAGCAGUGGCAGAAGCAGGAGCAGCAGCAAUGGCUUUUCUCUUGACAACAACAAGAGAGUCCUGAAGGCGCAAAGUGUAGACGCAAUCAACCGUAAAAAUGUGCUCUUCUCAGCUCGUUGUCGCAGUGGUCGAAACCUCCGAAUCGGCUCACCCCUCAUGCAGCUUGACACUGAGAAUGGAGAUGACAAUGACGACGCCUCAAAUCAACAGGCUUGCCAGGCUCCCAUUAUGAGAAGGGAUCCACGAGAAGAAAUUAAAGAACUUGAAAGAAUGGUGAGCAUGGCUGACACUGAUGUGGAAUCUAAUGACGCACUGAGCUGUGAUGACAGUGUCAACAGUUCAGACGACACCCUUGAGCCCAGUCGCUCUGGCAGGAUUCAUUACCGACCAGCUACAUUGCGAGACCUCCCUGCUGCUGAUGUGAAGGUGGCUUUCCUGAACGAUACACAGAAUAUUGGUAUCGAGUUAGACCUUCAUCCUGUCAGCCCUGUGCCAGUCAAGCAAGGUGCACGCAUGGACAUUUCUUCUCUGUCCUGCUCCCGUCAAGACAACGAUGUGUCUCUGCUCUCCACAGUGUGUGAUGACAACAGAAAACAAAGUCAACCAAUUGCACUGCCAAAGCCACUGUCUAGGAUGGGCAGCGUAGAUGGUCUUUUGAACGGCAACGACACAGUAGACAAUAGGUCACGGGUCUCAUCUUCAGAAAGUGUACCUAGACUUCGUAACUUGAAGAAGCGAAAUGCUUCAGACCCCUUAUUCUUGGAGAGAAAUGGGACGUCUUCCCAUAGCCCCACACCUUUGCAUGCUGUCAGCGUUAAUGAUAUCCGGAAAGCGUUUGAAAAGGCAGAAUUAGCAUUGUCUCCUACUUCUCCAAGCCCACCAAAUGGAAAAGUGGGCUUCAGUGCAGGCUUGAAUGGUGUCAGUGAGCGUCUUAUUUGCUCCAUCAACUCGGGAAGCUCAACUGUAGGAAGUGGAACACUGAUUUCCUCUCACGCACGAGGAUCUUCAAUUGACUCCACAACUAGUGAGGAUGGUUUCCCGGGCCACCUGUCCAAAGAGCAGUUUGGUUCCAUCACUUCACUUGCCUCAACAACAAGUCUGAUAUCCCAGCAGGAGCUUCAACAGUUGAUAGAUGAUGCAAACCAGACUCUUGAAGAGGCAAAUAGCAAUGGAACAAGUCACCCUGGCUCCUCUCAUGAAGUUCUUGUAGUGAUACUUCAUCGAGAAACAGCUGGGGCUAGUGUGGGUAUCACCCUGGCUGGUGGUGCAGACUACGAAACCAAGGAAAUAACUGUUCACAAGGUUCUCUCAGGAAGUCCAGCGGAAAGAGAUGGCCGCUUGCAAAAGGGAGACAGAAUUCUGUCAAUCAAUGGAAGAAAUAUGAAAGGAGUGACUCAUAGAGAAUCUCUAGCUAUUCUCAAGGCUCCUCGACCUGAAGUUGUACUUGUUGUAUCUCGGUCUCGAGGAGACACUGGACGCACUUAUGAGGAAUCAGCAAAUAAUAGCUCUCGAAUUAGUUCCAGACCACCUCGCAUAUUAGAACAACCAAUUAUUGAUCACAAUAAUAUUGCCAUUCCAAGGGGACCACCAGUAAAUAUUUUACUGCAGAAAGAUGGUGCAGGCCUUGGUUUCAGUCUUGAGGGAGGAAAAGACUCUCCUCUUGGGGACAGACCUCUAACAAUCAAAAAGAUAUUUACAGGUGGUUGUGCAGAAAAAAGUGGAAAUCUGCAAGCUGGGGAUGAACUCUUGAGUGUCAAUAAUACUGAUGUGACCAAGAUGUCUCGCAUUGAAGCAUGGGGUUUGAUGAAAAGACUUCCGAAUGGGGGGGUCACUCUGACUAUAAGACACGCUUGCGUGAAUGUAGGUACUUCAGAGGACUAAAUGGACACUGUGGCAGAACCAUAUACUAGAUCUAUGUACUUUUCUGUUGAAUUCAUGCUUUGAACUAACCAUAUGCUGAUGCCAUCAUUCACAGUGAGAGCUCAUCAGCCUACUGCAAUUAUGUUGUUUUCCAGGAUAAGAAAUUCAACAUUUGCCCUCUUGAACUGCACAAUUGUUUUUAACAAUAUCCUAUUUAUUAUUUGUAACUAGUUAAAAUUAAAUAAUUUUAUCACAUAAGCCAUAAUUGGUCUAUGUAAAUUUUUUUCCCAUUUAAAUUUUUAUUAUUUCACUGUUAGUUGUUGUUGUUUCUUUUUAAAAAUGUAGAAUAUUGAUGUGAAGCCUUUUGAAAUUUGGUUUGGGGGUGGACCCAAGAGUAUGUGUUUUGGCGCCAACUGUAGCGACCAUAUUAAACAUGUGUAUUUGAUGUAAAUUGUUCUCUUGUCAGAGAUUGCCCUGUGAUAAUGAAAAUGACUGAAAUGUGCAAGUUGAGUUUGGACCAGGUGUUAUAUGUUCAUCUCAGUUACUGAACCAUAUGACAACCUCAUUAUAAUUUAUCUUUUCUAAUAAUUGUUAUGAUGUGAUGGUUUGACUCUAGAGCAUUCUGCUUACAGUAGGUAAUUUUCCUAUACUCCCUAUGAAAGGUUUCUUUCUUAUUUCCGUUUAUUUUUUCCUCAAAACAUUUUAAGACUGCCAAGCAAAUUAGGCCAGAAGUAAACUUAGUUUUGUAAAGAAAAAUAAAGAGGGUGACAACCUUGUUGCCUCAACUUGUCUGAUUGUACUUGCUCCGUUUCAGACUCCGUAACAUAGCUUUAACCAUAAUUUAUGUCUUGUGUGGGGGGCUGCACCAGUGUACUGUAUAGAGAGAGCCAUGAAAGUUUGCUUGUCUUCAAACUUAAGGGUAUCAAAUUUCAGUGUAAUCUGGUAAAGUUGUUAAGUAAGUCCUUUGGCAGAUCAGAUUAGGUGUGAGCCAGCCUUGUAAAUACGGCCAAAUAUUGUGGAUAGUAAUUAAUACACUGUAACAUGUGUCUCGCAGAGGGUAGCCAGGUUGGCCAAAUAAAAAUGACCUUGCCCUGCCUCUAUUUCUGUUUUAUGAACUUGACUUUUUUGUCACAAUAAAAUGAUAUGCAAUCAUGAA